UGAGGCCCCGGAUGGUAGUGACGUCAUUGAGAGCCAUCUUUUGUCAGAGCCUGGAGAAGAAGCAGCAGCCGCAGCAUCAGAGCCUGAACAGCAGCACCCAGCAAGAUGUCUGCACCACCUGCCGGUCCCCCUGCUGCCCCCGGAGAAGGAGGUCCCGGAGCUCCCCCAGCCCCUCCUAACCUCACCAGUAACAGGAGGCUCCAGCAGACUCAAGCACAGGUGGAUGAGGUGGUGGGUCUCAUGCGUGUGAAUGUAGAUAAGGUUUUGGAAAGAGAUCAGAAGCUGUCCGAGCUGGAUGACCGCGCGGACGCUCUGCAGGCCGGAGCCUCACAAUUUGAGACCAGUGCGGCAAAACUCAAGCGCAAGUACUGGUGGAAGAACCUCAAGAUGAUGAUAAUUAUGGGUGUGAUAUGCGCCAUCAUCCUCAUCAUAAUAAUUGUUUACUUCAGCACCUAAGGACAGCGCGCUCUCCCCGUCUCUCUGUCUCUACUUCUUCCCCUCGCCGGAUCUCUCAUCUACCCCCAGCUGGGACCAGACAAACUUCAACAUUACUCCCCCUCCUGCCUCUCCCCUCAUCCUCUAACACAGGGAAGUGGGGAUCCAAUGUUGUGCAGAUGCUCCCCCUCUCCCUGGCUCCCGUUUGUAAAUACUCACUGACUGGAUUCCCCUCUAACUUAUAUACACACAAAUAUAUAUAUAUAUAUAUUUAAUUUGUCCGUGUGUAGGUUUUUCUGUUACCUUGUUCCCCGUGACGCUGUGUGUCCGUAAUGUUAUUACCUGCAGGGGGAGGGACAAAUACCCCAAAACUGGUCUCAAACCCACAAUACAGUUAAAGAUAAGCCAAAUUGUUGGCAGUGUAAACCUUUAAUCUUUUACAGGGUCACUUAACCCCACCCCUGCUGCUAGACUUUCCCAAUAACACACUGUGUUCCCUCUCCCCGCCUCGUAUGCAUGCUCUCCUGGCUCAGUGGAAUGUUUCGGGUUCCUCUCUCUCCCACUUAUCUGGAGGGAUGAAGUGUGAGGGCUGAGGUAUCCAAUCCCCGCUGUCCCUUUACCCUGCCACUUCCUUAAAUCGGUCCCUCAACUUCCUGUUUAUCGGGUGUGCCAUGUGCUAGCCUUGCAGGAGGCUCGUCAUCCGGCACAUCAUAGAAUAAGCAGUGGGGGGAAGUUGGGUAGCUGAUGAGUGUGUGGGGAGGUUGACUGCAGGAUUAACUGAGAGAACAUUACUGGAGCCACUGACUGUGUGGGUGGGAGGUCCAGUACAAAAAUAGCAGAGGGGCAGGAUGGGAGUGCUGUUUGUGGGUAUGGGGACGAUAUUAGAGGGGCAGGAAAGGAGUGACAGUAAUGUGUAUGUGAGGGGUGUGGGAAGGAAGGCAGUGCAGGAAUAGCAGAGGGGCAAAAUGGAGUGACAGCUGUUUGUGUGUGUGUGUGUGUGAAUGUAUGUGUUUGUAUGCUAAAGGGGAAAAUCAAUAUAGUAAUAGAGGUAAGGGCAGUUAUUCAAGUUGCCCUAAGCUUAUUGCCCCACCACCUUGAGUCACUUUGGAGGGAAGUGGCUCUGUGGGAUGGUGGCAGUUGCUAAGCAAUACCCCACUGGGGUAGCUGGAGGAGGGCAACAUUUGCACCCACCCUCUACUACACAAAGUGUUAAUGAGAGUUUGGUAUUGAGGGUCAUUUAAUAUGUAGCUGCCACCAGCCAGGGCAAUAAGUUACAUAGCUGAGAUAGAACUCCCCCUGCCUCCCGUACAUUCCGUUUUGUUCCUCAUUGCCUGCAGUGUCUCAUUUGGAGGGAGGGGGCUUGCAGCUGGGGCAAUAUGGUAAAUCUCCCCCUCUCUCCUUGUUCUCCCCUUCCCCCUGAUUUCCCCCCUCCCCCUUCCUGUCCCUACAACAUAAAUAUUACAAUAAAUGUUGUUUAACCAAAA
Molecule: messenger RNA, 1919 nt
Organism: Pelobates fuscus (common spadefoot toad)
Lineage: Eukaryota; Metazoa; Chordata; Amphibia; Anura; Pelobatidae
Gene: VAMP2
Product: vesicle associated membrane protein 2
Exons: 5
Coding region: 106-456 (116 amino acids)
Biological process (GO): vesicle-mediated transport; SNARE complex assembly; vesicle fusion
Cellular component (GO): plasma membrane; SNARE complex
Molecular function (GO): syntaxin-1 binding; SNAP receptor activity
Source: RefSeq, a predicted model, not a curated record